Haemonchus placei is the source of this 1158-nucleotide messenger RNA. The record is from the annotation of a GenBank genome assembly. NCBI's taxonomy places the organism in Eukaryota, Metazoa, Nematoda, Chromadorea, Rhabditida, Trichostrongylidae.
AUGGAGUCGAAACUGAGUUCAAGCCGGUCAGCUGAUAACGCCUACGAAGCGGAAUUCGGGGAGCCGCCUCACGACAAGUGUUGGAUAGUGUGGCUGAUAAUUAUGCUGCAUGGCAUUGGUGUGUUAAUUCCGUGGAAUAUGUUCAUCACUAUUGCUCCCCAAUUACUGUUUUCAGCCAUGACUUGGUUCUACUACGUCACGUUGACAAUAGUCGUCAUACUGAAUGGAUCCAAUGGCCUGUAUCAGGAUUAUUCCGCCGAGAGAAUGUUUCAGAACUCAGUGUUCGGCUUGACGGCCGAUUUUCCUGCAGCUUACACAAAUGCCAUCGUAGUUGGUAACAAUAUUUGCGGCACAUUCAUCAGCAUUCUCUCUAUUGCUACGAACUUAGCCUUCAUAACCGAUAGCAAGUCAGUGGCCUUAACAUACUUUUCAAUUACGUUGGCUGUCCUUGUCGUCUGCAUACUAUCGCUUUUCUAUUUGACUCAAGUAGAAUUCUACAAAUAUUAUGUCAACAAAGGUAAACAAGCCCGUAUUGCGGAGCAUGCCACUCGGCCCAGCUUACGACAGUUUUGCGAGACUUUCAAAGGCUGUUGGAUGCAACUACUCAGCGUGUUUCUGGUAUUUUUUGUCACACUUGCUGUGUUUCCUGCAGUACUGGCUGGAACGACACCCAACCGGAAAGGCGAACCGUGGAACAGCGAUAUACCUAAGGACAUCUAUCUCGGCCUCACAGUUUUUCUUAACUUCAACCUUCUUGCAGCCAUCGGUUCAACAACUGCCAACUUUGUUCAGAUUCCAGGACCGAACUAUAUUUUAUUUCCUGUGCUCCUACGCCUACUGUUCAUUCCAUAUUUUAUGCUCUGCAACUAUAACGUCGACGAUCGCGUGAUGCCAGUGCUUUUUGAAAACCAAUGGUUCUUCAUCAUCGGUAACGCCAUUAUGGCGUUUACCAGUGGCUACUUUAGCUCGCUUGCUAUGAUGUAUGCUCCGAGAGUUGUCCACAGUUCUCUAUCGAAAACUGCAGGAAUGGCGGCAGCAGCUAUUCUAGUUACAGGUACAUGCUUGCAUAUUCCAAAUGACCAGCAGUUCAACAAGAAAAUGGGUAAUACACAGAAGGAGAGCCCUUACAUAAUGAGUGAUAGGGGUUAUAACAAUUAA